AGUUGAUCCGUUAAAACAAAUCUGAGUCAGUCGGAAUGAUCAUAUUAUAGACAAAAGGUAUUAGAAAAACAGCAGAAAUACUGAGAACGUCAUGGGAUAUUAUUACAUGAUGUGUUAUUCAGUGACAGUGACUUACGGAGGCAGAUCUGGUUUACACAUUUUAUAUAGUUAUUUCUCUGUUGACCAGUACUUAACGCCACAGUGACUGGCACAUUUUAGCUUCUUAUUAUCGGCAUUCUUAACUUCCUGCUAUGGUUAAUGUAACGUUUCAUUUCAUGAUUUCAUGACUUCUGUUUCACCACCAUCAAAAUAAAUAUCUCUAUGAGCGUCUGUGCUUUCCCAGCACACCAUGGCAUUACUUCACAUCCUGUUCAAACACACACUGUUGGCAUAUCGUUUGGUAGGAAUAUACUGACUAUUCAACUCACAACUCUCUAAUGAGGUUUCCCAAUAAGACGCUCUGAUUUUGUUGGAAAAGUGCAGCUUAUACAGGAUUUCAGGACAUCAUGGACAUGACACCCAUCCCCAGCUCUGGUAAUAGUAACCUGAAUGAAGCCAACAGUUGUGGAGUGGACCUCAGCCAAGAUGCCAUCUACCUUCCUGUAAUCUACAGUAUCUUCUUCAUCAUUGGCACUCCCCUCAAUUUGAUGGCCCUGUUCGGGCUCUAUCGUCUGAUCAAGUCUGAAAACGUCUUACCGGUGUACGUGAUCAACCUGCUCCUUUCGGAUCUCCUCCAACUGUUCACUGUACCUCUAUGGAUUGACUACUAUCGCAAGGGUCACAGCUGGCGAUUCGGGUCCACUUCCUGCCAGUUAUUGGGGGCCAGUUUCUACGUCAGCAUUUACACCGGCAUUGCCUUCAUGUGCAUCAUUGCUUUGGAGCGCUACUUGGCCAUCGCCAAGCCUCUGAGAUUCCAAGCAUUGAGAAAGCUGAAGUUUGCACGAUGGAUAGCCCUUAGCAUAUGGGUCGUGGUAGCCGUGCCUCCAUCCAUCGCCUUGCAUAAAAUGCAACCCAACGACAAUCACACCCUGUGCAUCGAGAGCUACCCUUCCAAGGAGGGGUUCAUCAUCUACCGAUUGAUCACCUUAUCCCUGUCCUUCAUCAUCCCUCUCGCCUUCAUCGUGUUCCUCCACUGGAAGACCCUGAGGUCUUUGUCGGCCAUUGGUACCUUGGGAACGGAAGAGAAGCACCGCAUCAGGGGGCUUCUCACUCUGCUGGUGGUCAUCUUCAUCCUGGUCCUCGGCCCCUACCACAUCACAGGAUGCGUGAAGUACAUUGGAUUGCUUCUCCACAGGGACGCCUGUGAGUGGGAGAAGGCAGUGUUUUUGCCCUACCAGCUGGGCAGGGGUCUGCUGAGCCUCAACAGUCUGCUGGAUCCUAUACUUUAUACGUUCCUGAGGAGUGACUUCAGGGCGGCUGUGGGCCAUUACCUGCCCUGCCUGAGGAGGAUGCAGGAGUCUGUAUGCAAGACUGUGAGUCAUCAGAGGACCACCACUAAGACCCCUAGUAGUCUUUCAGAUCACACUGAUUCUAUCUAAACCCAAACCAGACAUUUGUAACAUACCUGUACAUGAUGUACUGUGCCUAGCUAGUAACCAGCCUUCGAAGAACCAUCACCAGGACCACUAUUAUCCUUGAAGACCCCACAGAGAGACCCUGAUUCAACCUGUGAUAACCAUUAAUACUGAACAUUAUUCAUAAAUGCUGCAGAACAAAGGUUAUACUGUGGGAAAGGAAAAUCUCUAAGAUACACAUAUAUUUCGUAUUAUUUUUUUUUUUACAAAACUGUUUGUUGCUCUAAACAGUGCCAGUGGGUUUUGGAAAGUACAUUCUUGAUUGAGACAGAUGUGGUUUGCCUCAUAUU
Molecule: messenger RNA, 1864 nt
Organism: Salmo salar (Atlantic salmon)
Lineage: Eukaryota; Metazoa; Chordata; Actinopteri; Salmoniformes; Salmonidae
Product: G-protein coupled receptor 4
Biological process (GO): G protein-coupled receptor signaling pathway
Cellular component (GO): membrane
Molecular function (GO): G protein-coupled receptor activity
Source: RefSeq, a predicted model, not a curated record